Molecule: messenger RNA, 783 nt
Organism: Aaosphaeria arxii CBS 175.79
Lineage: Eukaryota; Fungi; Ascomycota; Dothideomycetes; Pleosporales
Exons: 3
Coding region: 1-783 (260 amino acids)
Source: RefSeq, a predicted model, not a curated record
AUGGCCGUCAUCUGGGGACUAGACUUGAAGGAAAUGCAGUGGAGGAAGUUCGGCAACACCUACAUGUGGAAAAAUACCGAUUACCACAUGCGCCGAACAAAGUUCAUCGUCUAUCAACUCGCCAUGAUAUUCUGCGUCGUGAGCGAGAGUUUGGGAACCGCCGCGUUAUCAAAAUAUGUCGACCAGCAAGAUUACCUUGAAAACAACGCGCCGGGCGCAACCAUCCAUAACAAUAACUUCAUUGGCAUCGCCUCCUACAACAUUUUCGUUGGCAUUUAUGUUGCCACCAUCUUCGGGUCCGCGUUCUUCUUCGAUCUCUUCUGGCCUGAGCGUCAGGAAUCCAAAAGCGUCAAGCUCGCCUGGCGAAUCUGUUCAGUCCUCGCAUGCCUAUUCACUCUAUCCAGCGCGCUGGGCUUCACCGUCAUCCUGGCCACAAAGGCAGCAUACGUGACAGGGGCGAAUGCUCGCGGCGUGGAGCAGUAUCUAAUUUACGUCAAAGAGAGCCCAUUGAUCUACAGAAAGAAUGGGCGUGGUAUAGCGUCGGUUGUUUUCCUGUGGCUCGGGAUGGUCGCCACGAUUGCCAGUACGGUCAUCCUUUGGAAGUCCCUUCAAUACAUCGACACCUUCGGCCCAAAGUCGAGCCACGCGCGAGCCCGCGAUUUCCCAGAGAAGGCCAAAUCCAGCGAAUCGGUUUCAGUGCCGUCCGCCGCGCACGGCAGAUCAGAGCAAGAGCAUCGUCCUGCGCCAGCCGUGGCAUCCGCGCAGGCUUACGAGGGCGUAUAA